Amaranthus tricolor (Joseph's coat) is the source of this 769-nucleotide messenger RNA. RefSeq lists its product as uncharacterized. The coding region runs from base 157 to 360 and encodes 67 amino acids. Lineage: Eukaryota; Viridiplantae; Streptophyta; Magnoliopsida; Caryophyllales; Amaranthaceae. The transcript has a single exon. The record is from RefSeq and is a predicted model, not a curated record.
AUACAUAAGAUAACAUAACAAACUUCACUUGUUUGAUUAACGAAUCUAUUCCUCCAUUAAAAAACUCCAUAUAUUCCUCCAUAAAUCUCUGUUUUCUUUCCUUCAAUUUCUUACCCACAUAAAAAUUCUUUGAAUUUGAACAAUCAAAUACAAAAAAUGGCAUUGGUAUUGGUUGUAUCUCUACCGUUGAUAUUGUUUAGCAUAUUAUUGGGAAUUGGGUGUUACUUCCUUGGUAGGAAAAGAGGAAGAGAGGAAGCUCGUUCCCAGGUUCUUGGAGCUCCAGUACCGCCUCCGGGAUCAUUCCCUACCUCUCCUGCUCCUCCUCCUCCUUUCUACAAACCAGCUGAUACUCAUGUUUGAAUUAUAAACACUUUUUUCUUCUUUUGUGGGCCAAACCUUGUUUUAGGCGAGAUUCAUUGGGCUUAUAAUGAUUUCUUUCUUUUAUGGGCUUUUGUUUGAGGGUGGUUUGUGUUGAUUUUUUUAUGUUUUUGUGAAAAAACUUGAAUUUUUCUUGUAAUUACAUAUUUGUAUGUCGUUGUGUAAUUCUUCUUUGUGUUGUUGAUUAUGUGAAGUUACUCUAUGAAAUAUAUCAUUGAGAUGAUCGAAUGAUAUAAGAGUUUGUUGAGAGUAUAUAAUAUUUUAGGGCUGUUGGAGUAUAUAACAUAUCUGCUUGACUAUUUGGUUGAGGCUUCAACAUAUGUAUAUACUCUAAUAUUCCCUUCAUUCAAACACACACAAUGUUAAAUUAUAGUGUUUAUAAUCUUACACC